AUGCCGUCGCCGUUAGACCGCUCCCCAGAUCCGAUGAUCGCUGCAGGAAACACCGACGCAGGUAACGCAGGGACAGCCACCGACGAUGCUGGCAACGAACACUCGCCGCUUCUGUCGCCCGAUGCGGUAGACUCUGACGGUGCCGCGCGAGCUGACGCCGGCAACAGCGGCGACGUCGACGUUGAGGACAACCGCGGCCCCCAAAACGGCGCCGACCCCCACGGCGAGGAUGAGUGGCAGCGCACCAAGUCCGUUUGGUACAUGACGCUGCUCACAAUCAACCUGGCCGGCCUGCAGAUCGCGUGGUCCGUCGAGCUGUCCAACGGCUCGCCGUACCUGCUGUCCCUGGGCCUCAGCAAGUCGCUGAUGGCGCUCGUGUGGAUCGCCGGGCCGCUGUCUGGUACGCUUGUGCAGCCGUACGUGGGCAUGCUGAGCGACAACUGCCGCGUGCCGUGGGGCAAGCGCAAGCCGUUCAUGCUGGGCGGGGCGGCCGCCACCAUUGUCUCGCUGCUGUGUCUCGCAUGGGUCAAGGAGAUGGUGUCCAUGCCGCUGCACGCCAUCUUUGGUGUCGACCCGGCGUCCGACGGCGUCCGCGUGGCCAUUAUUGUGGCCGCCGUGUUGUGGGUCUACAUCCUGGACUUUGCCAUCAACACGGUGCAGGCGGCCAUCCGCGCGUUUAUUGUCGACUGCGCGCCCGCCCACCAGCAAGAGUCGGCCAACGCCAUGGCCAGCCGCAUGACGGGCAUCGGCAACAUCAUCGGCUAUGUUGCCGGCUACUUGAACCUGCCUAGCUUCCUGUGGUGGCUUGGCGGCACGCAGUUCAAGGACCUCUGCGCCAUCGCCUGUGUCUCGCUGGGCGCCACCGUGGUCCUGACCUGCGUUGUUGUCCGCGAGCGCGAUCCCCGGCUCGAGGGUCCGCCGCCCCCCAACAAGCCGGGCGUGGUCCCCUUUUUCAAGCUCAUCUUUGUAUCGAUCCGCCGCUUACCGCCGCAGAUCUACAAGGUGUGCACAGUGCAGUUCUGUGCGUGGGUGGGCUUCUUCCCGAUGCUCUUUUACACGUCGUCGUACAUUGGCGAGAUCUACGUCGAGCCGUUCCUCGAGGCGAACCCGCACAUGACACCCGAGGAGCUGGACCGGCUGUACGAGCAGGCGACACGCGUUGGCACCUUUGCCCUGCUCAUCUACUCGAUUACCAGUCUCUGCACCAACGUGUUUCUGCCCUUCUUCAUCGCACCCACCUACGAUAGCCGGCACGUCGACCAUCAGACACAGGGACAGCAGCAGGGCCGACCACAGCAGCUUUCUGUAGUCGACAGCAGUGCGACUGGCGGCGCUAGUGGACGGGACCACCACAGCGGUGAAAAGAAGACCAAGUCGUGGCUGGACUACCUUGUGAUCCCCGGGCUCACGCUGCGGCGUGCAUGGAUGCUGUCGCUGCUCCUCUUUUCCGGUAGUAUGUUCUGCACGGUGCUGGUGCGCUCUGUAGCGGCCGCCACAUUCCUCAUUGGCCUCGUCGGUAUUACAUGGGCGCUCACGCUGUGGGCGCCGUGGGCCAUUAUCAGCGCGGAGAUCAGCAAUCGCGAUGCCCAGAUCCGAGCCCGCAAGCAGGCGGCCCGUCUGGCUCGGGGUGAGGACGGUGACGUUGCUGGCGAUGCUGGCAACCACGACGAUGACGACGAUGACGACGAAGAAGUCGACCAGGCCGGCGUCAUUCUGGGUAUCCACAACAUGGCCAUUGCCGCGCCCCAAAUCAUUGCCACGGUCGGCUCCAGUAUCAUAUUCAAGUUCCUCCAGAAACCCCGCGGUACACCCGGCGACCACAGCAUUGCCGUCGUCAUGGCCCUCGGCGGUGUCACGGUACUUCUAGCCGCCUACUACGUGCAUAAGAUCCAAGACGAGCCGGACGUCGAUGCCGGCGUUGUCGGCGAUCUCGGUGCCGACGGGCCCUACUACACGGCCGUUCAUGACAACACAAUCGGCAGCGACACGGGCAGCGAGGACGGCGGCACUCUCCAGCGGCGCAUGAGCAGCGAGCAGCUGUCACGGGCCAGCCAGGACCGGGCUACUGUCGCCCGCAACUCGAGCUUCGGUGGCGGCCUCGAGUAUUAG
This is a messenger RNA of Sporothrix brasiliensis 5110, 2109 nucleotides long. Its product is annotated as solute carrier family 45, member 1/2/4. The transcript has a single exon. Gene Ontology annotation, cellular component: membrane. Lineage: Eukaryota; Fungi; Ascomycota; Sordariomycetes; Ophiostomatales; Ophiostomataceae. Gene Ontology annotation, molecular function: sucrose:proton symporter activity. The record is from RefSeq and is a predicted model, not a curated record. Bases 1 to 2109 code for a protein of 702 amino acids.